CUAAUGUCAGGACAAGUGUCAUAUUUCCCAUUGUCAUUACCUUUGAAGCCUUUCCUUUAAACCGAGCAGCAGAGCCAAACGCCUUCAAUCAGAAACAAGUGAAUGCAGCCGAUUGCUGUUUGUUGCACGUGGAGCCUCUAGUGUGUAGCUCAUGUGUUGGGCGCAGGUAAUGUGUUCGUGGACCCAAGCGGGACCAGGUGACACCACCUGCAGCUUCGGCGUGAGUGCUGUUUUUGGGCUUGGAAGCUUCAUGUCUAAACUGAAACGCGCCUUAUUUUUUAACUGAUAACCUUUCCCACUCUCUGGCUUUUGUGUCCUACGGAUCCAUUUUAAUCUCAUGAAUACGUUGAAUGAUGGCAAUAAAGGCGCUACCGUUCAAGGCGUUUCAGGGCGGACGACUGCUGCCAUCAGUGACCCCACCUCCAGCAGCAAUGGCUCAUCUCCUCAUGAAAAGAGGCCCAUCAACCCAGCGCACACACCUUCCGAUGCCCCCAUUGUCCAGACAGGACUUAUAUGUGGCGCUGAGCGCCCCGGGUCCAAGUCUGUGGAAGCGCUGCUCGGAGGCACAACAUGCAGAACCGAACCGAGAAGCUGGCAGCGGCGCCGCAUCCGCGAUUUCUGCGCAGCAGCAGCGCCACGUACCUGGCGAAGGUUGCGCUCGUCCUCCAGGAAGCUCCGGACAAGAUGCUCACCUUUUCUCAGCUCAUGGACAAGAUGGCACCAUGUUUUCCCGAAGACAGAAAACCAUUUGAGAACAACAUCAGAGUGUGUUUAUCAAGCAACAAAUGCUUCAUCAAGAUCCCAAUGGUUCUGGGUUCAACACAGAGCAAGAGAAACUACUGGAAGCUGGACUGCAGUCAGAUCACCGCUAAGAUGGUGCGCCGUCACUUCAAAGGGAUCCUGCAGCUCUUCCCCGAGUUGGCCUCCAAGGUGGAAACGGAGAACGCGAGCGGGCCAGCGGUGCCUUGCUCAGCGGUCCACUCUCCCGGGGCCUCGGCCUGCAGGUCUGUCCCGAGCAGACCUGUGAAGUUCAGCGGCCCUUUCUCCAUCGAGUCCCUCCUGAAGAGGAGUCCACCCGCUCGGGGUUCCAGGGCUUCUCCUCUGUCCAGUCUGCAGGUCGGAGCCGAGCAGCAUCCCGGGCGAUCCCUCGUCUGCUCGCCAGGGGGCGCCACACUCCACGGACUCGCUGCGGACGGAGCUACUGCGCAUGUCCGCGGGAGGCAUCCGCGCUGUGAUAUUUUAUUCCCCGGCUACACAGCGGCCAGUGCUGCCCCGUAUUUCAGCAGUUACAUCACUCACCCUGUACCUGCAUUCACACACGACGCUCUUUAUUUCCGCUUGUAAAUAGUUGCACUAACCUCAGACACACAUGCACCCAGGAAAAAAUCAAACGUGUGCGUUCGUUGAUGUCUAGUAUUACAUUUAUUCGUGGCUUUAUUUUUGUUAAUAGAAACCCAGUAUUGAUGACAGUAUCUCCUGAUAUUUUUUUUUUGCUCAGAGAGGACUAAAAUGCUGUUUGUUGUACAGUGUAUAAGCUUUGUGCAAUAUGGCCACUAUUUUUUAAAAAAAGGUUUGGACACCAGCUUUGUUUGACCACAAGGGGGCAGCAAAUCUAUCGCAGCUUGAAAAGCUAUGGUUGUAAAUUUUGGAUUGUAUCAUAUAAACUAGAACAAUUAAAGGGAGUUUUUCUCCUGUGCUUUUGA
Molecule: messenger RNA, 1703 nt
Organism: Betta splendens (Siamese fighting fish)
Lineage: Eukaryota; Metazoa; Chordata; Actinopteri; Anabantiformes; Osphronemidae
Exons: 3
Coding region: 571-1344 (257 amino acids)
Biological process (GO): regulation of DNA-templated transcription
Molecular function (GO): sequence-specific DNA binding; DNA-binding transcription factor activity
Source: RefSeq, a predicted model, not a curated record